Molecule: messenger RNA, 5525 nt
Organism: Marmota flaviventris (yellow-bellied marmot)
Lineage: Eukaryota; Metazoa; Chordata; Mammalia; Rodentia; Sciuridae
Gene: Tmem260
Product: transmembrane protein 260
Source: RefSeq, a predicted model, not a curated record
ACCCGGAAGCUGCAGCGCGGGCUGCGCUCGCCUCUCCGCUGGGACUGUGGGCUCCGCGCGGAGUCUGUGGGCCAGCCGCGUCCUCUGUCCGUCCGAAUCCAUGGGUCUCCAUGGCGACGGCAGGGGUGGGGGGCGGGCAGCCGGAGCAGGGCUGCGGCGCUCCGGGGGCCUCGGCGGCGGCGUCACGGUGUUCGCCGCUGUAGCCUCAGUGUUCACCCUCACGCUGCCCGCCUCGGUGCCGGGGGGAGACUCGGGGGAACUGAUCACAGCCGCACAUGAGCUUGGAGUUGCCCAUCCUCCUGGCUAUCCUUUGUUCACACUGGUGGCUAAACUAGCAAUUACACUCUUUCCUUUUGGUUCAGUUGCCUACCGAGUCAAUCUUCUCUGUGGCUUAUUUGGAGCAGUAGCUGCAUCAUUACUUUUUUUCACCGUUUUCAGGCUUUCUGGCUCAUAUGCUGGAGGAAUCCUUGCUGCGGGGGUGUUUUCAUUUUCUCGUCUAACAUGGCAGUGGUCCAUCACAGCAGAGGUUUUUAGCUUAAACAAUCUGUUUGUGGGGCUGCUUAUGGCUCUUACUGUACAUUUUGAGGAGGCAGCAACUGCAAAGGAGAGAUCAAAGAUAGCUAAAAUCGGUGCUUUCUGCUGUGGCCUUAGCUUAUGUAAUCAGCACACAAUAGUCCUCUAUGUUUUAUGCAUAAUACCUUGGAUUCUCUUUCGACUUUUAAAAGAGAAGGAGCUAUCACUGGGCUUUUUGUUGAAUUUGAGUCUGUGUUUCUCUGCUGGUUUGCUGCCCUAUAUCUACCUUCCCAUCUCAUCCUACCUCAAUCAUGCCCGCUGGACCUGGGGAGACCAGACAACACUGCGAGGAUUUCUGACACAUUUUCUCAGGGAAGAAUAUGGAACAUUCAGCCUGGCCAAAUCUGAAAUAGGAUCCAGUAUGUCUGAAAUACUGGUUUCACAAGUAAUAAAUAUGAGGACCGAACUAUCGUACAACAUUCAAGCCCUUGCAGUUUGGGCAAAUAUAUGUCUAGCAAGAAAGGAGAGACAGAAUUCACCAUUAGUGUGGCUUUUUACUGGAAUGUUUUGCAUUUAUUCAUUGUUCUUCGCUUGGAGGGCAAAUUUAGAUAUUUCAAAACCACUGUUCAUGGGUGUGGUGGAACGAUUUUGGAUGCAAAGCAAUGCAGUGGUAGCCGUCCUCGCUGGCAUCGGUUUGGCUUCACUUGUGUCUAAGACUAACCAAGUGCUGAAUAGCAACGGGCUUCAGUGUCUGGAAUGGCUUUCAGCAACUCUUUUUGUAGUUUUCCAAAUAUAUUCUAAUUAUAGCAUUUGUGACCAAAGGACCAACACUGUGAUCGAUAAAUUUGCAAAGAACCUUCUAGAUUCUAUGCCACAUGAUGCAAUUAUCUUACUUAGAGGAGAUUUGCCAGGCAAUUCUCUCCGUUAUAUGCAUUACUGCGAAGGAUUGAGGCCAGAUAUUUCAUUAGUGGAUCAGGAAAUGAUGACUUAUGAGUGGUAUUUACCGAAAAUGGCAAAGCAUUUACCAGGUGUUCAUUUUCCUGGGAACCGGUGGAAUCCUGUGGAAGGAAUAUUACCCAGUGGAAUGGUCACAUUUAAUCUUUAUCAUUUUCUUGAAAUAAAUAAACAAAAAGAAACAUUUGUUUGCAUAGGAAUUCAUGAAGGUGACCCAACCUGGAAAAAGAACUAUUCACUUUGGCCGUGGGGGUCUUGUGACAAAUUAGUUCCUUCAGAGAUUGUAUUCAACCCUGAGGAAUGGAUUAAACUCACAAGAAAUAUCUACAACUGGACUGAAGAAUAUGGAAGGUUUGAUCCAUCUUCUUGGGAAUCUGUGGCCAAUGAAGAGAUGUGGCAAGCAAGGAUGAAAACACCGUUCUUCAUCUUCAGCCUGGCAGAAACUACUGAUAUGCCUUCAAAGGUGAAAACUCAGCUCUACUCUCAUGCAUAUAAGCUUUAUAAGGAGAUUGUCUAUUUACAAAAGGAACACCCAGUGAAUUGGCACAAGAACUACGCCCUCGCUUGUGAGCGGAUGCUUCGUCUUCAGGAGAGAGACAUAGACGCUGAAGUCCUGUUGUCUGAAACCAUCAGACAUUUCCGUCUAUAUACUCAGAAAGCACAGAAUGAUCCCCAGCUAGCUGAUAUUUUAGUUGCUCUCAAGCACUUAAGAAAAGAACUGCAAGGUCUGAGAAAUAUGAAAAAUGUGUGAUACAGCAAAAUGGGAAAAACCUGCUCAACUUUCAGCUUCCAAAAUUCUGAAGUCCAAAAGUUUUCCUUCAAGAAAACUGCAUAAGAAAUGGAAAACUUAGUGAUUUUUCAGAUCCAAGUAAUAAUGGUACAACAAUAUUGCUUAAUGAAUGUUUAAUUAUUGAGAUGUGUGCUAUUUAUGCAAAAUUAUAUUUAUCCCUUGUUACCAAAUUAGCAUAUCCAUGAGAAGCUUUUGAAAAUUUUUUUCAAAAAUCUUCAACAACCUUAUACCAAACGACUGUACUUGAUUCAGUGAAAUUCUAGAAGAUAAUGAACUACUUUCAUAGACCUAAAAUAUCAACCAUGAAUCUUUAAAGGGCCAUGUUUGUCUAUUCAUACCAGACCAAAGACAUUUUCUGUUUUCUGAAAAUGAAAUAGUUUUUUUAAAGGAAUGGAUCUCUCUAUGCUCUAAAUUACAAUUCCUUUUUCUUUAAGUAACUAUGGUUGUUGUGUAAUCAUAUUACAAGCUACACAGCAAGUAGGUAUAUUUUGAGAAACCUUUGAGUUUUAUUGUUAUAAGACAAUAGUUUUCUGAAAUCACGAAUUUGAGUUAAUUUAGUGUUUGCUUAUUUCAGUUACAGAAACCAAAUGGCAAGUAAAAAGGAUUUUACAUUUACAUAAUUAAUUUUAUAUUUAUGUUUUACUUCUAUUUGUACUUACAGAUAUAGGCCCAAUAAUUAGGGGUUCCUGCUGCCCAAUGCAGGGGGGAAUAAAAAGGUUAGGGAUUGGUUUAGGGGGAUGGGAAAGUUCAAUAAAUUCAUUUCUGUUACAAGCAUCUUUUAUACAUAUUACUAAAGAGAACAGAGUAAGAAAUGCAAAUAAUAGUUCUUUAUUUUAUUAUGACAGUUAAUUAAUAGCAACCUGUUUUAAUGAAUAAAGUCACUCAGAGUCCUUCAGCACUUCCUAAGUAGAGGCCAGAAUCUGUAGGGAUUCUUUUCCCCCCAAUUGUAGAGCUCCUAGACUCCAAGCACUAUAUAGGCCCCUGUAUAGAAAUGCUCACUAAUGAAGAGGGAGGGCUAGAAGCUUGUCUGCAUUCAAAGAUCACUGGUGAGUCAUUCAGCAAGAAAAGGCCCCUUACCAGGAAUAGUCACAGUUCCGUGGCAUUGUACUAGCAAAAGGGUCUGAUCAAAGGUCUCCUGUGGAGCUUGCAUGGUUCCCUUUCAUACUACGACCAUAAUUAAAACCACUAAUUCUCUUUUAAAAUGCUGCAGGAUGCCAUGUAGGCAUCUGUCUGGAGUGUCCUUUGUGAUGUCAUAAGCUGUUAAGGACCAGCGCCGAGGGCUUUUGAGCGAAAUGCCAGUCAUGAAGGUGCUUCAAGACAAGGGUGCCUCUAAAAGCUUGACAGGGCCUUGACUGCACAAUUCGAGCUGAAUUUGCCCCUUGUCAGCUGCCAGUAAAUAAAUCUCAAAGGGGGAAAAGCUGAAGUUUCAUUACCUGAUCCAUGGGGCUUUGUUGGUUUUGGCAUCACACAGGGGAAGCUCUUGCCCCGCCAUUCUCUGGAUUUGAAGAUGUCCAUUGGAGCCUGCAGUGCCUGGACAGGGUUCAGAGCGGAACCUUUUGAAGAGUGUCAAUAGUUGUAACAGUUCAGCUGUUAGGAAGACAAAUAAAUGGAGGAGCUCAUUAAUCCUCUUUUGGCUCUCAGUGCCUUUUGCCCUUUUAUCACAGCCUUAUUAGGCUCCUACUCAUCUUGAACCAGAAAAAAAUGAAUUGAAGUUGUUGAGUACUAAUUGGCAAAGACUUUUAAUCAUGGGCCAAGAACUUUCACUGACUUGAAAGUAACUUCUCCACAGGGAAGAGCCAAAAACCUGGUUUACCUUAAAACAAAAACCUGUUGGAGUUCAGUGUGGUGUAAAAAUUUAGGGAAGCACUGAUAAAUUGUGUAAGUUUAUCCACCUGAAAGAAAUUAUAUAAGAUUAUGAUUUUCAAUUUUAAGGGGGAAAAGUAUAAAAAAAUGCAUUGUCUUUUUUGGUUCAGAAAAGGGACUGCAUGCCUAGUGCAGUGACUGUUUGCUUCUGAGCAUCUUCACAUAAGUAUGAAUGUUCAUCUGAGCAGCUACCAACAGAUCAUGUUGGAGAAACCUUAUUAAAAGUUAUAUUCUAUAAAUAACCUUGAGAGUAGCAGUGAAGACAUAUUUUUGAUAAUACAUAUAUAUGUAACUCUGUACUAAUAUGUUUCAUUAAUUGUUGAAUCAUACACAGAUUAUUCUGUAUUUGUGGAGCAGGAGUUUUGGACCACUUUUGCUUUGAGAAUGCAAUAAUAUAUGGCCCAAAGUAGAUAGAAUCAUGAUUAUUUAAAACUCUAAAAAACCAUUGGUAAGUGUAAAAAAUGUAAACUGAGCUGAGAUCUAGGGAUGUUGGACUUCAUUUCCAGAUCAACUACACUGAAGAAUUCUUUCCUGUCUAUUGUGUGAGUCUGAACAAGUGGCUUUUUUUUUUCCUUAACUUUCCUUGGGUAGUGCACAACACCAUAAAAUCUGGUAGAAUGGGUUUCUUUUAGUGUAACCCCUGCCCCAUAUUGAAGAGGAUGUGAAGGAGAUGGCUUCUCAUGCAGGAUUUGGCCGGCAUUCUCUAGAAGUGUCCCAGGAGUGCUGUGGGUUGGCAGGAUGACAGGAACCCCACAAGGCCAACUUCUGCCUGGACUUUGGCCUGAAGAGCAAGUGGGAGCCAGCAAAACUGUCUGCCUCUCCACAUGCUGCAGCGCUCUUCUGCCUGGCACCAAGGCUGUCACACACCAGAGGGCAAGUGGAGAGAAGGACAUUGUGGCUUCCGUGCUGCCUGAUAACCUACCAAGUGUGUUCGACUCCCCAUCCUUUCCUGUUCCCUCUGGUGGGAGUAUGCAUGGUUCUUGUUCUCUUUCCUUUUUUCUUUGUUUUUUCAAAAGAAUCCAUUUUUUUAAAAUACUUUUCUUCUAUUAGUCAAAAUGCAGCUAAAAUAGAAGGAAAUUGAUUGCUAGUGUACUAUUUUAAAAACUUACAAUAGAAAUUUUGAAGUGUUAUUUCUGCCCAUAUUCUUAGUGUUUUCCAAUAUGUAACCAUGAUGUUUAGCCUUUAUCAUAUUAAAGCCUAUUUGAGUGUUAAAAGUUAUUGUUAGGAUACCCUGCUAAUAACUUGAAGUCAUCAGGCUAGGAUAUGAAGAAUAGAUGUUUUAAUUCAUGUUUUAAAUGUUAAACAUUGUGAGUCUUUCAUCAUAAUUCUCAUCAAUAUCCUUCAGAAGUUAAUAAUUUAAUGCUUUUAAUAAUCAGAAAUUUUAAUAAAGAUUAUUAAAAAUGAA